AUGGCUCAAUGGCUCGCUGUUGACAUAGCAGCGCUUGAUUUAUGGAAACCAAGCUUUUCAGAGGAUAUCUACCCUGGCAGCGAAGUGCAUGUACGGGUGCCAUCAUCACUCUUGCAUGAUACCAAGUUUAAUCUUCACCAAAAACGGAUUUCAUUCAGUGUUCUAAUAGAUGAUGUCCAAAAAUGCAUAGAUGAGCAAUUUGUUGUUGAACGUAGACAUAAGAGAUCAUUGUCAUCAUUUAAUUAUACAAAAUACCAUCCAAUGGAUGAGAUCUAUGAAUGGAUGGAUGAAAUCAAAGAAACACAUAAAGAACUAGUCACAUUACAUUACCUGGGGUCAACCUAUGAGACAAGACCCAUUUACUAUAUUAAAAUUGGGCUGCCAUCUAAUAGAAAAAAGAAAAUCAUAUGGAUGGACUGUGGAAUUCAUGCUCGUGAAUGGAUCUCAGUGGCGUUUUGUCAGUGGUUCAUUAGAGAGAUACUUCAGCCUCACAGCGACAAUCGUGUGAUAAAUAAAGUUCUGGAAAACAUAGAUUUUUAUAUUGUCCCUGUUCUCAAUAUUGAUGGUUUUGUUUAUUCCUGGACUACGGAUCGCCUUUGGAGAAAAUCUCGCUCACCACAUGAUAAUGGAAAAUGUUAUGGUGUGGACCUGAAUAGAAACUUUAAUUCAAAUUGGUGCACAAUUGGUGCUUCAACAAAUUGCAGCGACAUUACAUUCUGUGGAACAGGACCUGCAUCAGAACCAGAGGUCCAGGCUUUAUCACAGUUAGUGAGCAGUCUUAAAUCUGACAUCUUGUGCUUCCUGACAAUGCAUUCAUAUGGACAGCUUAUUCUCCUUCCUUAUGGGUACACAAAAGAUCCAUCUGUUAAUCACGAUGAGCAGUUGUUAGUUGGUCAGAAGGUGGUUUCUAAAAUUGCAGAAGCUCAUGGUGCUCAGUAUCGAGUUGGAUCUGCAUCUCACAUUCUGUAUAAUAACUCUGGUUCAUCUAGGGAUUGGGCCACAGAUCUCGGAAUUCCUUUUUCAUACACCUUUGAGCUAAGAGAUAAUGGAACUUAUGGAUUUAUUCUUCCUGAACAUCAGAUUCAACCUACAUGUGAAGAGGCUACUGCUGGCAUUAUGGCCAUUGUCAACUAUCUAAAUGAAAAACAUUUUAAUAGUGCAUCAAAUAUUUUCUCUGGAGCUUUGUGGAUUAAUUUGAGUUUUUCAGCAGUCAUUGGCACAUACUAUUCCAUAUAUUGA
Molecule: messenger RNA, 1239 nt
Organism: Bufo bufo (common toad)
Lineage: Eukaryota; Metazoa; Chordata; Amphibia; Anura; Bufonidae
Product: carboxypeptidase O-like
Exons: 10
Coding region: 1-1239 (412 amino acids)
Biological process (GO): proteolysis
Molecular function (GO): metallocarboxypeptidase activity; zinc ion binding
Source: RefSeq, a predicted model, not a curated record